Cynoglossus semilaevis (tongue sole) is the source of this 5752-nucleotide messenger RNA. RefSeq names its product junction plakoglobin a (gene jupa). The record is from RefSeq and is a predicted model, not a curated record. The transcript is spliced from 16 exons. The coding region runs from base 289 to 2475 and encodes 728 amino acids. Gene Ontology annotation, biological process: cell adhesion. Gene Ontology annotation, molecular function: cadherin binding. NCBI's taxonomy places the organism in Eukaryota, Metazoa, Chordata, Actinopteri, Pleuronectiformes, Cynoglossidae.
AAAAUGCGUAAACGCCACCGCCAUUUUGGGGGAGUAGUAUAGAAAUAUGCCAUACACAAUGAUGCGUGUGGCUGCACAAACCGCCGCAGUGUUUCAACAAGAUACUAGGAAAUAACAUUUUACAAAUUGGACUUUUCUCUGCCACGGAAAGCAGGCGGAAGUACGAGGGGAGCGUCAGGGUGGGAGAAACACAAAAGCUCGUCCUUACAAACAAACUCAGCGGCGUUACUAUCGAAAGCAAUCGUGUUUUCACAGAUUGUGCUCCAUCUGCAUUGAGAACAGAGGUCAAUGAUGACGAUGUCAAUGGGUGAUCUCGACAGUGGGAUGGUGAAGGUGGCAGAGUGGCAGCAGACCAUGUAUGGUGUCGACUCAGGUAUUCAGUCCGGAGCAACCACAGUGAGAGACGAUGAUGGCGGCGAGUACACCACCACCAAGCACUACACAACGACCACUACUGUCAGCGGCAUGCAGCCCGAACUUGAUGCCCAGUACUCUUUGACCAGAGCCCAGCGUGUGCGGGCUGCAAUGUUCCCAGAGACAAUGGAAGAAGGCAUGACCAUCCUGUCCACUCAGACAGACCCAGCCCAAAUGACAAAUGUCCAGCGCCUGGCAGAACCUUCCCAAAUGCUAAAGACCGCAAUCAUCCAUCUGAUCAAUUAUCAGGACGAUGCUGAACUGGCAACACGUGCUGUUCCUGAGCUUACCAAGCUCCUAAAUGAUGAAGAUCAGUUGGUGGUGAGCAAGGCGGCACAGAUUGUCAACCAGUUAACCCGCAAAGAGGCCUCUCGUCGUGCGCUGAUGCAGUCACCUCAGAUGGUGGCUGCAGUCGUGCGGGCCAUGCAGAACACAAGCGACAUGGAAACGGCACGGGCAACGGCAAGCAUCCUUCACAACCUGUCGCACCAAAAACAAGGCCUGCUUGCCAUCUUUAAAUCGGGAGGCAUCCCAGCUCUGGUUCGAAUGCUCAGCUCUCCCGUGGAGUCUGUACUUUUUUAUGCCAUCACCACACUUCACAACCUGCUCCUGCAUCAAGAAGGAGCCAAGAUGGCCGUGCGUUUGGCAGAUGGCCUGCAGAGGAUGGUACCCUUGCUAAAGAAAAGCAACGCCAAAUUUCUGGCCAUCACAACAGACUGCUUGCAGCUUCUUUCCUAUGGCAACCAGGAGAGCAAGCUGAUCAUCCUUGCCAAUGGUGGUCCCGAGGGCUUGGUGCACAUCAUGAGAAACUCCAACUACGAGAAACUGCUGUGGACCACAAGCCGUGUGCUCAAAGUGCUCUCUGUUUGCCCCAGCAACAAACCCGCCAUUGUUGAGGCAGGUGGAAUGCAGGCUCUUGGUAAACACCUAACAGGCUCCAGUCAGCGUCUGAUGCAGAACUGCCUGUGGACACUCAGGAACCUGUCAGAUGCUGCUACCAAGCAGGAGGGUUUGGACAACCUGCUGCAAGUGCUGGUCAGCCUCCUCAGUUCCGAUGACAUCAACAUGCUUACUUGUGCCACCGGCAUCCUUUCGAAUCUCACAUGCAACAAUGCACAUAAUAAAUCCCUGGUCACCCAGAGCAAUGGCGUCGAGGCGCUCAUACAUGCCAUACUCCGCGCUGGAGAGAAGGAGGAUGUGACUGAACCGGCCGUUUGUGCAUUGCGUCAUCUGACCUCGCGCCACCAGCAGGCUGAGGUAGCACAGAACGGCGUGAGAACCCACUACGGCAUCCCUGCGAUCGUCAAGCUUCUGAACCAGCCAUAUUACUGGCCUGUCAUUAAGGCAGCAGUUGGCUUGAUCCGUAACUUGGCCCUGUGCCCAGAAAAUCAGACUCCUCUCAGAGAUGCCGGAGUAAUUCCCCGGCUUGUCAACCUGCUCUCUAAAGCCCACCAGGAUGCGCAGAAACAUGGUUCAUCAGCUCAGCAAACAUACCAGGAUGGAGUAAGGAUGGAGGAAAUUAUCGAGGGAUCCACAGGAGCCUUGCACAUCUUAGCCAGGGAUCCCACCAAUAGAGCUGACAUCGCCAGCAUGCAGACCAUUCCGUUGUUUGUGCAGCUGCUUUACUCACCAGUGGACAACGUGAAGCGCGUGGCAGCGGGCGUCCUUUGUGAACUCGCACUCGACAAGCAGUCGGCUGAGAGCAUCGACAGCGAGGGAGCAUCCGCUCCGCUUAUGGAGCUGCUGCACUCCAACAACGAGGGAAUCGCAACUUACGCUGCUGCCGUGCUGUUCCGCAUCUCUGAGGAUAAGAACACUGAUUACAAAAAGCGAGUGUCCGUGGAGCUCACACACUCUCUGUUCAAACAUGAUCCAGUUGCAUGGGAGAUGGCCCACAACACUGUAAGCAUGGAGGGACAUUAUCAAGAUGAGAUGGAUGGUUUUCAAGCCUACGCAGGUGGACCCUAUGCUGACAUGCCUAUGGACGGUCCCGAGGGAAACAUGAUGCAUGAAGAUUACACCGGCAGUGUGGCCUACGACAGACAAGGAUACCCUUAUUAAAAAGGUCUGUAUUCACUCCGAUCAAACUUCCUGCAAAUUCACAAGCUAAAUCAAAUAAAUCACACACGUUCGUUAAAUAUAUUACACGGACGUCAACGUGUGUGAGGUACGCAUGUAAUCGAGUAUAUUGGCGAUGUAAGGAGAGACAGCAGUGGGCAUGCGCCGAAUGGCAACCGUCACAACCGAGACAACACUUACGGCUGCCGCACCUCACCCUUUUCCCCCAUGUUUGUUAACAGUAAUAUGUAAAUUCCGCAAAUUUUACCAUAGAACUGAUGAAAUGUCAAGUAGACAUUUUUUUUUUUCUGUUAUCAUUGUUAGUUAUUUUCUCUGUCUCUACUCCCUGUCUAACUGGGUGUCACUUAUUUAUAACAGCGAAACAUGCACCUACAAUCACGGCCUUUCGAAAAUCAAAUCCCUCAUUAUUAAAAUGAGAACGAAAAAAAAAAAAGACUAAAAUCUGUGACGAUAACGCAAGAAUAAAAACAAAUAUUGGUUGUUUACAAUAUCUUUAGCCAAAUUUGAAAAUGAAAACUUUUUCAUUUGGAGUCAUGCUAACAAAACUCGCGUGCGUUGGCCCUUUAUGGUGGUGCAGCAGGUGGUGCUGUUAUCGCUAGAAGUUACUACAACUUCUCUGCCCCCCCUCCCGCCCCCCCCCCCUUCAUUCACUUUACUCUUUACUCCUCUGACUAUCAUUAGCAAUAGCAGAGCUCGGCAUCAUCUGAUUGGCUAAAUGGUGUGCAUGCAUGCAACCAUGUGUCCAUGGCUGCGUCUUGACUUAAGGCGCACUUAAAAGCCUUUCAUUUUCUCCGAAAUCGACAGUGCGCCCUAUAACCCGGUGCGCCUUAUGUAAUACUUUAGGUUGCGCUUACUGACCUCGAACUGAUUUUUAUAAAGCCAAUGACGUUUAACUCAGAUGCUCAACAACAACUGUUACAGUAUGGUUGUGUAACCCAAAUCCGUGCAACGUCACGUCGUGCCUCCCAACGCUGAAAACGGAGAUUUUGAGCUGUGUUUUUGAAUUGUCGCUGUAUGUUUGCGAUGCGGGACGACUUUUGACACAUGGCAGUCGAGUUUUUCCCGUAGUCAAGAACUUUUUUUUUUUUAAAUCGAUACAGGAAAAACACACUCUCUCAAGAAAAAUAGUGAGAACCGUAGUGCUCUAAAACAAUCACAGUCAGUGACUUUGUCUUUUUUUUUUCUUUUUUUUUUUUGUAGUUGCAGACCUCAAUGGAAUGGAAGGGGAGCAGGACACAGACAUGGGACAUAGGAAAUGCCUCUGUUUUCAUCUUGAUGUAAUUUGCAUUUAGCUUUUAGCAGUACUGGAUUAUAAUCUUAACAGGGUAAACUUUGCUCUAAAGCCUAAUUUUUUCCUCAUUAUACCAUUGCCAUCGUAAGGGCAAUGCUUAUAGGUUUCUGUUUUAAAUCAUUUUACCGUAGUUCUUCGCAGAUAUGUGUGUAAAAGCGUGUGUUUCCUUUUGGUGGGGUAAUUCUUUGCUAGGGAGAUUUUAUUUGUGACGGUCAUAAUAGAGUCUCUCUUGUUAUUAGAAAAAAGAAACAAAAAAAAUUUUUACAGUUGAGACCACUGCCAGGAGGUGACCCAAUGUGUACGUUCUCACCACUUUUUCUUUUUUUUUUUUUAUAAAAGCCUCUAAAACAGACACUGUGUCUAUGUUCCAAGUUGUAACACGACGUAUACCUUAGUACUGUGCAAAAGUUUUAGGCCUCUGUACACCGAGUUGGGCAAAGUUUAUGGGCGGCUAGCAAAAACGUUUGAAGAAAGCUGCACAGUUCCCCCUUCAGCAUCUGGUUGGUGGCUCGUCUUUGUACCCACGAUCCCUAACUGUUUUUUUUUUUUGUCUGUUUGUUGUUUGUGGCAGUGCCCGGCUUCUCCUGCUCAGAUAGGGCGAAGGGCAAGUGUAAUAAAAAUGCCCCCCCCCAAAACAGCAUUAUUUAAAUUUGUUAAGUAUGUGCUUCUGGUUCAGUUGCAUACAUAUGUACAUAAGUACAAUUUCAAAGGCUUCCGUAACAAUUAAAAAAACAAUAGAGAAGAUGUAGAUUAAUUAUGAUUAACAAAAAAGACAAACAAACAUUUCUUUUUUUUUUUUUUUUUUGUUCUGCAUGUCGCGGAAACACCUAGUCCCUAAAUCCUAGGUUUGGUUGUGUUAGGAAGGGCAUCCGUUGUAAAUACUUUUCCAAAUCACUGUGUUGACAACUGCUGGCCGACCCCUGAUUGAAAAGGGACAAAAGUGAUUUGUCUUCUUAAUAUUGCUGAAAAAAAAAACAACAACAAGGAAAAAUAACAGCAGCUAGAUGUAUUUGUUUUAUAGCUGUUUUUAUUUGAGACUAAUCCAAAUCAUGGAAUUAUUCAGUUGUAAUAUGCAAAAGUAUAACUUAAAGUGAAGCUUUAAAGAUCUUGUUGAUUGUAGGCAUCACUGUGAAUGUCUGACAGCGGGUGUUGAGGUGGUGUUGAGAGUUCUUUUGAGAGGUGUGAAGUCUUCGUCCUGAAUAACAGUCAUCAUUCCGAGUCCCUCGCAAUCUUAUUUGACAAUCCUGAUCGUCAGCGUAUCAACCCUAGACAUGAAGCUGGUUCCCCCACGGGGCGGGGGGUCACUCCUGUAGUUGACGCCUUCACAAGUGCAUGCUGGGAUGGUAUUUUAGGCUGCAGGAGCUGUGGUGAAAUUAAUGCUUUUAUGAUUGCGCAAUACAAGCAAUUAAUCUUACUGGAGAUGUAGAGGAUGUCCUUUAACCAAUGGGUUAAAAUGUGGUAAAAAAAAAAUUUUAUUUUGAAUAAUUUCAUACACAGAUAAAGCCGAUUAAUGUGGUCAUUCCGACAGCCCUACUUUAAAUUCUUAAAAAGGGAAAAGAUUUAUUUAAAAAAAAAUAAUAAUAAUAUAACGAUAGUUUAUGCACCGCCAAAACCUUUGCACAGAACUGUAUCUUUCAACUUCCUGUUUGCUGCGUCCUGGCAAACAAGGUGUCUUUUAAGCGUUGUGCAGUGUUGACAACACUUUCAUCGUUUUUUUUUUUGGUUUUUUUUUUUCAAUUAGUGUUUCUGCUCUUUUACAAAUCGUUUACCGGGGAAGGUCCACAUUUUCUGUCUGUAACGUUAACGUGUUUUAUAGUGAACCAAUUCAUUAUGUGAUUGAAAUGAUGAUAUAGUUAGGGACUGGCCUACAGCAAGAGCAAACUACUGACAGGUAAAUUUAUCUUUCUACUUUAUUAAAAUGUUUUACUAACUUUUCUAAAAAUCAAAAUAAAGGAUAUAUGAAAUCUA